This is a messenger RNA of Fusarium oxysporum Fo47, 504 nucleotides long. RefSeq lists its product as uncharacterized. The record is from RefSeq and is a predicted model, not a curated record. The transcript has a single exon. Lineage: Eukaryota; Fungi; Ascomycota; Sordariomycetes; Hypocreales; Nectriaceae. The coding region runs from base 1 to 504 and encodes 167 amino acids. Gene Ontology annotation, molecular function: monooxygenase activity; heme binding; iron ion binding.
AUGAACUCCCUCCUCGUCCUCGCUCUCUGGGCCGCUGGGUCCUGCAUAGCCUUCAGUAUUGCCAACUCCUACUGGUCUCAUCUCCGGUACGACGCUAAACGUAAAACCCAAGGCUGUCAGCGUGCUCCGCGCAUGCCCAACAAGUAUCCCUUCGCCGUCGACUUCUUCUUCGCUGCUAUCAAGGCAGAUAAGAAGAAGAAGUUUCCUGAGACAAUAGUGAAGCGGUAUGGGAAGGUGAGACAUGCUGGGGCGUUUGAGCACUACACUCUUGGAAAUCAUGAUGUUUCUAUCAAUGAUCCGAGAAACAUUCAGACUGUACUCUUGACGUGGUUCAAAGAAUCUGGGUUGGGUGGGAGACGGAGCAAUACGUUUCGACCGUUGCUUGGAAAUGGUAUUUUUGCAGUUGAUGGACCGAGCUGGGAACAUUCACGUGAUAUUCUCUGGCCUUCACAAGGAGUCAAGUUUCCGAUCAUGGAUAACAAGUACACAUUCAGCAUACAAUGA